AUGUCGCAUUCCAACGAGAUCAUUGACCAGUCCAGCUCUCAUGACACUGAGAAGGUCAUUGAGGAUUCACCAGAUGAACGUUAUGCUCGUCUAAAUACUCUACUUGGAAAGGGUGCCUACAAAAUCGUCUACAAAGCAAUCGAUAGAGUAGAGGGUUACGAAGUUGCUUGGAACACAAUGACUUCUUCCCACUCGCCCGACAGUAAGGAAAUGCAGCAGGAAAUUUCGAUAUUAAAGUCCGUGCGCCACCCAAACAUCAUUGCGUUCCACGACGCUUGGCAUAUGAAGAACGAGUUUGUCUUUGUAACGGAGCUCAUGACAUCUGGAACACUACGGGAGUACAUCCGUAAACUAAGUUUACCAAACAUAAAGAUCGUCAAGCGUUGGUCUCGUCAAAUCCUCAAAGGCCUGGCGUAUUUGCACGACUAUUCGCCCUCAAUUAUUCAUCGGGAUAUAAAGUGUGAUAACAUCUUUAUUAAUGGAGCCCACGGAGAAGUCAAGAUUGGAGACAUGGGGACAGCAGAAAUGAAGAUGGGCAAAAAGUAUACCAUAAUUGGAACCCCAGAGUUUAUGGCCCCAGAGAUGUACGAAGAAGAAGGCUACAGCGAAAAGGUAGAUAUAUAUGCGUUUGGAAUGUGUCUUCUUGAGAUGGCCACAGGUGAAUAUCCUUAUGGAGAAUGCAAAAACGCUGCCCAAAUAUAUAAAAAAGUAUCUUCUGGAGUAAAACCCGUCUGUCUCCAAAAGGUACAAAACAACGAGGUGCUGGCUCUUAUCGCCAAUUGUUUGGGCCCGGAAGAAGACAGAAUGACAGCUCAGGAGAUAUUAGAACACUCGUUUUUAGCUGUCGAACCAGAUGUAGUAUUACUCGCUGCUGAUCCUACCAACGUACACCUAACCCUUCAAGUGGUAUUCAAGGGAAUGGACAAACUAUCUGUCAAGUUUGAUUUCAAUGUGGAAACCGACACUGCCGAGCAGGUUGUUAAAGAAAUGAUUGAAGAACAAGUGCUCCCUGAUCGUUAUCAACAUCAUAUCACCAAAGAAAUCAACAGAAUCCUCAGAGACAUUGAAAAACCAAGUGAGUCUGAACAAGCUGAACAGGUUCGUCAAUCUGUUUGGCGUAGAGAGAGUGAUAUCCGAUCCGAGUUGGACAAAAUACGCCUUGAGCUUGAAGCAACGACCAAGCAUGCUCGUGAACUUGAGACAAAAUGUGAAAUGUAUGAAAACAGAGCGCGUUCUGUCGAAGUCCAGUACAGAGAGGCUCUCAAACAAUUGAGAGAAGUUCAAGAGCAGCACACAAACACAACAACUCGUAGUCGUGAAUCCUCCUUGUCGACCCCAGCCCCAUCGAGAUCAUCCAGUGUAUCAUCACGUAUUGGCAGUGACUUGAAAGUUGACGUCUUCCCCGAGUCAGAUAAAGAAGAAAAGCUUAAAGAUGACAAGACAAAUGACAAGAAAGAUGAAGAUCCAGUAAAAGAUGACGAAAAAACAACAAAUGGAAAGAAUCCCCCUACUUACUUAUCAGAGAAAGAAUUAGCUAUUCGAUUAGACAGGGAGCAUCCAGAAGCUGCAAUGUCAUCUAUCUCACCUACUGCGCGCGAUGCACUUAUGUCACGUAUCUUAGAAGAAUACUCGGAUGAUACAGAUAUCAGUGACUUUGUUCAGGACUGUGCCACAGCGGCUCAUCGUAGUGCAGAAAAAGCAAAAGAGUGGGCGGAUAAACUCAAAGACCAAGACAUAAUGACAGUUGGAGAUUUGCGAGAUUUGCAUGAUGAGGACUGGACUGGGAUUGGCUUGACAGUGUUUGCAUUUAGGGCCUUGAAGAACAUGCUUAAAGGGAAACGCUUGUGCGCCUCUGAAGUUUUUAAUCGCUCUUCUAUCCUUCGAAGCUCUUCAACUGUUUCUUCGUCACUGUCAAACGACAUCUGUACACGUUCAAGUACAUCACGCACGAGCCCUCCAGCUGCUGUGACCCAAUACGGCACACUCUCACUUAUGUGAACUUUAGAAAGACAAUAAACUAACCGAUCUGCUGCUGUGGUUGACAAGUCCAGAAAUGUCGUUCGAGUGUGAGUUUGUUCGUUGGCCAUCAAUACGCCCAGACUUGGACUGGUAAACUCGGUACAAAAUGGGCGGAACAACAAGAUCUUAACCAUGUUAUGAAUCAUAUGCAUAUGAGCCUUGAAACCAGCCAAGGCCGGAGCUACUUCGUUGGUCCAUUUAGCCCACGCUGGUAAGCUGUGCUCCCACCGUUCGAUAUCUUGUACUAGUGUCAGCAAGAUAUCUACAUCUAGCUUCUUGACGCGGAUAUCUUUACUAUCAUUGUGGUAAAACAAAGAUAUGACCUGGCAAAAAAAAGACAUAAGUUGAGACUCGAGUAGAACACUCUCAUGCUCGUUUGACAACGGAUGAAUAGGAGUCGAGAACAACUUUUUCAAUAUAAUCGCUGAGGCGUCUCCGCCCAGAUAAGGUCCCUGCUGUAGAAAUAUAGCGGAAUAGAUAUCAAGAUAUACUAAUGAACUUGCAAGGGAUAGCCAUUUUUUAG
Phycomyces blakesleeanus NRRL 1555(-) is the source of this 2542-nucleotide messenger RNA. RefSeq lists its product as hypothetical. The coding region runs from base 1 to 1998 and encodes 665 amino acids. The record is from RefSeq and is a predicted model, not a curated record. Gene Ontology annotation, biological process: protein phosphorylation; intracellular signal transduction. The transcript is spliced from 8 exons. Gene Ontology annotation, cellular component: cytoplasm. NCBI's taxonomy places the organism in Eukaryota, Fungi, Mucoromycota, Mucoromycetes, Mucorales, Phycomycetaceae. Gene Ontology annotation, molecular function: ATP binding; protein serine/threonine kinase activity.